Messenger RNA from Drosophila montana, 624 nucleotides. RefSeq names its product granzyme M. Bases 1 to 624 code for a protein of 207 amino acids. The record is from RefSeq and is a predicted model, not a curated record. Gene Ontology annotation, molecular function: serine-type endopeptidase activity. The transcript has 2 exons. Gene Ontology annotation, biological process: proteolysis. Lineage: Eukaryota; Metazoa; Arthropoda; Insecta; Diptera; Drosophilidae.
AUGAAUACCUGCCAGCUGCUCGAAGUCUGGCUGCUGUUGCCGCUGGGUCUGGUCUGUGCCGGUCGGGGGACCUUCAACCGGAAUAGCGAUGAUCAGUUUCAGUUGCUAAUUGCCGGCGGCAUAAUACCGGACAACAGUAAAUAUACCAGGAGUAUUGUGUCCAUACGUACAAUGAAAUACAUUAAAUAUUUUGGCGAUAAUCAUUUUUGCACCGGCGUUAUUAUCAGCAGCCGGGCCAUUUUAACGGCGGCUCACUGUGUCACAGACCGGCACAAGGCCAUUGUGAAUCCGCACGGCAUACUGGUCGUGUUUGGUACAUUGAAUCGACUAGACGCUCACACUGAGGAAUAUAAACGGUUUGUGGAUCGCGUUGUGAUGCAUCCAAAAUAUCGUCGUUAUGUCAACUACGAUGUGGCUAUAUUGUAUUUAAGGGAACGCAUGCCCGAAAAUAUCAGGUUUGCAAAGCCGAUACCGAAACGAAGGCGCCUCCGAAUAGUUGAGGGCAUGAGCUGCAUCACCUUGGGCUGGGGUCAGGUCUAUCCGGUAGUUGUUUUCAAUAAGCUGUUCGAUUACUCUAAUCCACUAUAUUUACCAUAUAGCAUGGUCCGUAUGCUAAUCAAUUGA